This is a messenger RNA of Aspergillus chevalieri, 3804 nucleotides long. It is a transcript of the gene SMC1, whose product is annotated as cohesin subunit SMC1. Gene Ontology annotation, biological process: sister chromatid cohesion. The transcript has 6 exons. Lineage: Eukaryota; Fungi; Ascomycota; Eurotiomycetes; Eurotiales; Aspergillaceae. Gene Ontology annotation, cellular component: cohesin complex; nucleus; chromosome. Gene Ontology annotation, molecular function: DNA binding; protein binding; ATP hydrolysis activity. The record is from RefSeq and is a predicted model, not a curated record. The coding region runs from base 1 to 3804 and encodes 1267 amino acids.
AUGGGGAAACUCAUCCGCCUCGAGCUUUUCAACUUCAAAUCAUACAAGGGUCAUCAUGUCCUCCUCUUUGGUGAUGCCUAUUUCACAUCGAUCAUCGGGCCCAACGGGUCUGGGAAGUCGAAUUCUAUGGAUGCGAUCUCCUUCGUUCUAGGCAUCAAAUCCUCCCAUCUACGAUCCACGAACCUCCGCGAUCUGGUCUAUCGUGGCCGCGUCCUACGCACAGCCAAGCUCGACGCCGAGGGCAACGCGAUCGAACAACCUACAAACGGCGAGGACAAGGCCGAAGAUGGAGUCGAUAGAAUCGAAUCGCAAGAUCCGAACGCAUCGCAAGAUCCAAACGGAACACAAGACCCUCGUACGGCCUGGGUUAUGGCGGUUUACGAAGACGAUGCCGGCGAGGAGCAGCAAUGGCGGCGGUCAAUUACGAGCCACGGCGUUAGCGAGUACCGGAUAAACAACCAAGUCGUGACUGCGCAGCAAUACAACGAGGCGCUGGAGGCGGAGAACAUCCUAAUUAAGGCGCGCAACUUCCUUGUCUUCCAGGGUGAUGUUGAAGCAAUUGCGGCGCAGUCUCCCAGGGACCUUACGCGGUUGAUUGAGCAGAUCUCAGGUAGUUUGGAAUACAAGGCAGAGUACGAGAAACUAAAGGUGGAGGCUGAGGAAGCUGCUGAGCAGCAGACUGUUCAGCUUCACCGUCGGAGGGGUAUCAACUCGGAGAUCAAGCAAUACCAGGAACAGAAGCGCGAGGCCGAUAGCUACGCUAGGAAGGCAGAGGAGCGCGACCAAGCUAUUAUUACCCAUAUCUUAUGGAAGCUGUUUCAUUUCCAGCGCUUGAUUGACGACUCCAGCGAAGAGAUCCAGAAGUACCAGGAUGAGCUCAAAGAAUAUCGCCGCGGUGUUGAAAAAUACGAAAAGAACGUCGAAGAUGCGAAGAAGGACCACGCCAAAGUCGGGAGAGAUGUCGCAAAAGCCGAGAAGAACAUUACGAACAAAGAAAAACAGAUCGAGGAAGCUAAUACUUCCUUGGUCCCUGUGGACGAAAAGGUCGACAUCACCGUGAAGAAAGUCGAAAGGUUUGCUUCGCGGAUUGCUGAGAUCGGCAAGGAGCGCGAGGCACAAUUGGCCAACACCAGGCAACUGGAGAAGGAUCUUAAGGUUGUCGAAAAGGCUCAGGCCCAGUGGGGAGCUGAAUGGCAAAGGUCCAUGAGCAAACAGGGUAUCCAGCUUAGCGACGCUGACCAACAAGAGUACAACAAACUCAAAGAGGAGCUGAAUAAACGGUCAUCCGCGGAGCAGCUCAACUUGGACAAUCUACGACGCCAGCGAAAGACAGAAGCCGAAGCUGUCAACAGCCUUAAGAGCAAAUUCGAGGGCACUGAGUGGCAGCUACAAAGUUUGAGAUCCGACAAGCAGUCAUUGGAAGAGCGCCAAGAGUCGAUCACCGAGGUCAUUACCACUGCUUCCAAGGACAUCGAGCGCAAGAAAAAGGAAUUGAAUACUCUUACUUCCGAGCGGUUACGAGUGUCUCAAAUGAGGACCGAACUGGAAGAGAAACUCCAAGUUGUCUUGAAGAAACUGCUCGAAGCUGAUGACGGUAGGAAGCAGUCCGAAAAGGAGAUCCGGACAAGAGAGUUGAUCUCGACGCUGAAGCGCAUCUUCCCGGGUGUGAAGGGUCGAGUCAGCGAUCUUUGCAGACCCAAGCAGAAGAAGUAUAACGAAGCUGUCAGUACGGUCCUCGGACGACACUUCGAUGCCAUCAUUGUCGACAACGAGAAGACUGCUAAGGAGUGUAUUCAGCACCUCCGUGACCAGAGAGCUGGACAGGCGACUUUCAUUCCGCUCGAGACAAUCCAGGUGAAAGCCUUCAACUCCAAUCUCAAGGGUGUACACCGUGGAAUGCGACCUGCAAUCGAAACUGUAGACUAUGAAGACUCGGUUGCACGAGCGAUCACCUAUGCCUGCGGAAACGCCGUUGUCUGUGAUGACCUGGCGACAGCCAAGUACCUGUGUUACGAGCGCAACCUGGAUGCAAAGACCGUCACUCUCGAUGGCACGGUGAUUCACAAGGGUGGUCUGAUGACUGGUGGUCGCGGUCCUCAGCAAAGCUCCAAGCGCUGGGAAGACUCGGAAGUAGAGAAUCUUCACAAGCUCAAGGACAAGCUUAUGGCAGACCUUUCCAGCCUGCCCAAGGGUCACCGCAGGGGUACCGAAGAGGAGACUCUACAAGGCGAAUUGGUUGGUCUCGAGCAGCGCCUCGCCUAUGCUCGCGAUGAACUGAAGGCCUUGGAGAAGAAUCUCAAGAGCAAGCACAGCGAGCUUGACUUCGUCAAGCGUCAGCUCGAGGACCUCCGGCCGAAGUACGCGGAGCGAAAGGAGACGUUGGACGAACUUGACCAGUCGAUCACAGAGACGCAAGAGUCGGUCAGCGGUGUCGAGGAUGACAUCUACCGCAAGUUCUGCAAGCGCCUGGGCUACGAUAAUAUCCGCGAAUACGAAGCACAACAAGGUUCACUGCAAGAAGAGGCUUCUCAGAAGAAGCUCGAGUUCACAACACAAAAGAGCCGAAUCGAGAACCAACUCAGCUUCGAGAAGCAGCGUCUGCAAGCUACAGUUGACCGUAUCAGCAGCCUCCAGACACAGCACCAGCGUGACGAGGGCCUGAUCGAGGAACUUAAGGCCGAACAGCAAAAUAUUCGCAACCAGCUCGAUGAGUUCGAGGCCGAGCUCGAGAUCCUCCGCGAACGUCUGGGAGAGCAAAAAGAAGCCUAUGGACAAUCGGCAGAGAACCUCAACCAGCAGCGAAGAGAACUUCAGAAGCGCAGCAAGAACGUCGAAGGAUCCUUGAAGAACAUUAGCGGUCUAGAGGCUGAGGUCCAGCGGAAUUCAUCAAGUCGUUACGCGCUUCUCCGGCGUUGCAAGCUUGAAGACAUCGACAUUCCUUUGACCGAAAGCUCCAACUCACUCGACCAUCUCCCUAUUGAUGAACUUGUGCAGACGGCUGAUCCGGAUGCCAUGGACGUUGACGAGGACGCCAAUGGCAGUGGCCAGGCUAUGGUGCAAGACUACGGUGUUGAGGUUGACUUUGACUCUCUAGGAGACUCCCUCAAGGAGGAAUCCGACGAGAAACUUGAAGAAGAACUGCUGGAGAAGGUCCGAUCACUCAACAGCGAACUCGACAAGAUGGCACCGAACACCCGCGCACUGGAGCGUCUCGAGAGCGUCGAGAACAAACUCCGGGGUACUGAGAAGGACUUUGAAGAAUCUCGGAAACACGCGCGUAAAGCAAAGGACGACUUUGAAGAGGUUAUGCGCAAGCGUUCGGAUCUGUUCAACAAAGCCUUUACGCAUAUUUCUGAGCAGAUUGGCCCUAUCUAUCGGGAGCUGACGCGGAGUUCCAACUACCCGUUGGGUGGACAAGCGUACUUGGACAUCGAAGACUCCGACGAGCCCUACCUCGACGGCAUCAAGUACCAUGCCAUGCCACCCCUCAAACGAUUUCGCGACAUGGAGCACCUCUCCGGAGGUGAAAAGACAAUGGCUGCUCUCGCCCUCCUCUUCGCCAUUCACUCCUACCAGCCAUCUCCCUUCUUCGUGCUGGAUGAAGUCGACGCUGCUCUGGACAACACCAAUGUCGCCCGUAUCGCGAACUACAUCCACGAUCAUGCUGCGCCUGGUAUGCAGUUCAUCGUGAUUAGUCUGAAGACGGGGCUGUUCCAGAACAGUGAGACACUGGUUGGUAUCUACCGUGAUCAGGCGGAGAACAGUAGCAAGUCUCUGACGCUUGAUCUGCGCAAGUACCAAUGA